Molecule: messenger RNA, 9337 nt
Organism: Nerophis ophidion (straightnose pipefish)
Lineage: Eukaryota; Metazoa; Chordata; Actinopteri; Syngnathiformes; Syngnathidae
Exons: 8
Coding region: 549-3155 (868 amino acids)
Source: RefSeq, a predicted model, not a curated record
ACAAUAUAUUAUUUUUUAUUAUGAAUACUUAUGGAAUGAAUAUAUUGUGAAGACAAUGAGAACAAGACGUGAACAAAAGUUUUAGCAACUGUUAUGUAAAAGAAAAGGCGUAGGGUUAAAUAAGCUCUGCUUCUUCCUACUCCUUUUUGAAUAUGUUGAAAAGAGAAACUGGAAAUUGUGAUGUAUCAUGUUGUAUGCUUCUAUGUUCGAAAUAAACUCAAACUCAACUAUGGGUUUCCAUAAUAUUGCUAUUAUUUCACCUGAUGAUAUAUGCGUAAUAAUUUUCCGCUAUUUUUGGCAAACAUGCCAUAUUUGUGUUUAGUUGUCAAUAUAUUAUUAGCGCCCCCUAGACAACCGUGUACAAGUUGACAACAGCCCCUUUAGCUUGAAAUUGUAUUGUUAACAACAUUUGUUUUGCAUUGCAAUGUGCUAUCCCAAGACUCCAGUGUCAGAGGUCAGGUGCGUGUCGUCCGGUAGAAGACUAUAAUGCGUGGAUUGAUCUGUGGACGGAAACUGGCCGUUUUUGGGGUCGUGUUGAGUGUGUCAUCAUGUUACAAGGGAUGAAGGCCAUGGAAGCAAAAAUGGCGGCGAGUUACAACAAAGCUCAUCUGCGAAAAAUCACAGAGAAGAGCCAGUUGUCCCCAUACGGUAUUUUUGACCUUCUCAACACUCAGAAAUGCCUGAAAGAUUUUUUUGUACAACGGGGGUUGUUUGGCGACCAUCUGAACAUUUCGGAAGUAAACCAGAAUAUGACCUCAAGCCUAAUGGACAAAGAGAGGGAUGACAAAAUCAACAAUAUCAUCAAGAGCAUCGUGGAGAAGAGCAUAGCAGACAUUGCAAAGUUGAGACAGCUGAUUGCCCUCUGGGAUGCAGAAGAACGCUCUACUACAAAUGUUUAUAUCGACGAGUCGUCGUACGGCAUCAUCACUCAGCAUAAAAUCAAGCAAUACCUCAAGACCUUUUUCUCGGAGAGGCUCAUGAGUGCUGAGAAUCCCAAAGAGUUCCUUCCUGAAGGAAAGGAGGGCUAUUUAAUGUCAUCUAAGGAGAAAGAGCGGCCUGACAGUAAUAUGUUAGAGUACAGCAAUGAAGAACCAAAGGGAGAGGACUCUUCACCUAUGCUUGGGAAGGCUAUCAGUAUGAUCAGCCAUGUGAUUCAGCCUGUGGUUGACACCAUAGAAAAAGUCAGGUCAGCGUGGAAGGAUGAAGAUAUCACAGAUCAUUCAGAUAAAGAGGCAGAGGAGGAGUCCGAAAUAGUUGAGGGAGGACCGGUCUCCAGUCUUCUGCCCACUUCAGAAGACACUGAAGUGAAGGUUCCAUCUGCUUCCCAUUCUUCUUCAUUGUCUGAUAAGGAAAUCAGCAAAGAAGAGGAACAUCAGGAUUUUCCAGUUAUAUCAAGGCUUGCACCGGCAACAGAGGGACCUGCAGAGGAAAGUUCAUCUUCAAACUUGAUCAUGAGCACCAAAAUAGACGGCAAAUACUUUCCCCUGGACAUAUUGGAUGAGGGUGCAGUGGAGGAACUCUGCAGAUUUGAAAAACAGUUGACCCCCAGGCUGUCCCCCAUUUUAGAGGAGACAGGAGAGGCCAAUUCUUCAGCUUCUUCUUCAGCCAACACAUCGAGGUACGCUGGGGUGACACGUUCUGCUCCCUGUUCGUGUCCUAUUAUAUCCGCCCUUCAAAAGGCAAAUGUCUUCAGAAACGAGAUACCUCUUCAUGAAUAUGAGACGGCGGAGAAUGCCUCCGCACUUGAGGUGAAGUCGACCCCACGGCUUUCCACUUCUUCAUUAAAUGUGAUGGAUGAGAACAUUCCAGAUGCCUCUGAAGAACAAGCAAGGAAAGAUAGUUGGAUAUCUGAGUCUGGAUCCACCUCUGGGUUGGAUGACACAGGGGUGGCAGAUUCUCCAGUGCCUUUUCCUUCCACCUCCUCUCCCAUCAUCGAGAAAGCCAAAAAUAUCAUCAGCCAUGUUAUUCAGCCUGUUGUUCACACCAUUGACUCAGCCAGCAAAGUUACAAAGACAGCCGGCAAAACCAUUGUUAAAAAAAUGAAGUCCAUGUGGAAAUCUCGCUCAGGCAAGAAGAAGGGCAAGAAAGCCAAAGUCAAGAAUGAGACAAAAGCCGAGAAAGCUUUUCAUCAUGAUAGUUUGGACGAAGAAGAGGAAGAAGAGGAGGAUGAAGAAGAGUCAUUGUCUGGGACUUCAGGCGCUUUAGAGGAUGCCGAGCUUGGAGGUUCUGCAGAAGAUCCAUCCUCCAUUGUUAAAGAAACAAACCCAAUCACAAGUGACAGCAAAGUGGAGAAACCUCAGAAUAUUUCUGAACAAAUGGCCGUGGAGAAGUUUUGCUUCUUUGAGGAAGAAUCUUGCUCCGGGCUUUCUACUCUUGUGGAAACUGCAACCUCUAAAUCCCAUUCCACCACACCAACUUCAUUCCCCCUUGAGAAGGCAAACAUGAUCAAGAAUACAUGCCGCUAUGAACAACCAACUCCAAAUAUCUCCAAUGAAAAAGCAGAAGAAGAAAUGUCCUGCCAUUCUAUUGGCUUGGCAUCCAUUCCAGACAGUAAACUGGGAGCUACAGAGACAGAUGAAGAGAAAGCCAGUGGGCUCAAUCUUCUCCAGUCUGAGGGGGAUGCAAAUGAGCACAACAUCUACAGUAUCUUUGAGAACAUCUUCAGACAGGAGUUUUCCAAAAAAUUAGAAAAUUCCCUCAGACAAGGUCUCUGUGAUGCUGUCCGUGUAUACGUCCCUGAAAGGAGCUCAGUGGAAUCCUUAGAGAGUGUUGCCAUGACAGGCAAGCCGAUUUGUAGUGACAUCAAACAGUCCAAGGAUGAGUUUGACGGUUACUCAACUGGUCCGCGAGACUCACCGUACACUGGAUCCACCUCUAUUGCUUCUUCUAGCAGCUACCAGUUGAUAAAAGGGAGAGGAAGCAAGAAUCAAUUAUCAGAUGACACUCUAAAAGAAGACAUGCAACCUGAAGGACUUCAUUCCAAGAGGAAGUCUCUGUGGAAAAGGUGGAAAAUGAGACGUUCAAGGAAGAUACGCCCAAAUAAUUUGGAGGUUGGUUGUUGUCCUGGUACCACUCUCGACACGGUUUCAGACAGCCAAGCCACUAAACCAGCUAUCAAGUCCAUCUUUAAAAAGGUCAAGUCAAUUUGGAAGUAGAGAAACAAAGAAGACAUCACUUGUGUAAAUAUACUGUAGAAGUGCAGGAACUGAAUAAUCGUUUUACACAGUGGGUAACAAGAAUGAAGGUUCACACCGCAUUCAAGGGACUUUAGAAUGCAUACAGUGACUCUGGUCAAUUGUCACUGUCAACUAUUGCUACAUUUUGCUAUAAUAUGCUGUUGUACACUAUUAACAUGUACUUAAUGGAGUACUGUAAUAAUAUAUUUCUUUAUAUAAAAAGAAUAAGAAAUCUUUGUUUCAUACUUGAGGUGAAGAUUUGUUCAUAUUGUGAUGCUGUUUUCUACACGGCUGGGCAGUAGGAAUAGGUAGGGCAGCUCCUGUCCUUCAUUCUGAUUUAAGAUGUGGGCUUCAAUCUCUUUCAGAUCCUUUCUAAAUUUGUUAAUUAGCUCCAAAGCUCGCCCCUCACUGAAGUGCUGCUCUGUGUAGUCGCCCAAAAAAAUCUAGGUAGAAGACAAAUAUUGAGUGAGUAUAAAGAGGAAGAAGCUAUUUCCAACUUAAAGCCUCGUUGACCUACUGCAUCAGGUUGUGCUCGUCCCAGGUGCCACGUGAUAGCCAUCUGCACACAUGACUGACUGACAUCAGGAAGGGUGGCCAUGAUCAUUUCCAUUGUAACAGCGUCUUUGUCUGUCGGUGGUGGUUGUCUCAUGGUGCAAGGAGUAUUUGGUAUCCAUGCACACCAGUCAAACUACAAAAACAAAAGAGCACAACUUUAGAGUGGAACACAAAGGACGAAGGUUGAAGUAGGUCAUGUUUUGUGUACCUGCCCAUUGUUAGAAGCAGCAUGCUGGACUGUGCUGGUGAAGAUGAUCACUGCAAGCAAGGUAGACAGUUCCGCUUUGGUGCUCAGCUCACUCGGAAGACCUGCAAUGCAUUCACCAAAUCAUUUUGAACAUUCUGGUUUCAGAUAGAAAGGUGAGCCUGAGCACCAUGAAAGAAAGAUUAUUGGUGCUAUGUAAAACUGACCAAAGUUGGGGAGCUCUGUGAAGCCCACUUGCGUGAUAUCUUUGACCCAUUCUUGGAGUUCAGAGUCCUGCUGCACAUCUUGGUCGGACUGAUAGUACAGGCUCACCAUUUCUGAGACAAAACUGAUAGAAUGAUUUUAAAAUUCAUACUGCAGUGGUUGUACAAGUACAGUAACACAAACACUAGCUACCUGUGUAUUGACUCCCACAGCAUGAGACUGUGUUCUCUGUAAAAAUACUUUGGCAGGUGAGAAACUUCUCGAUCAGCAAAAUCAAGGAAGGGCUGGAGUGAGCGGUAGGUGAGAUCUUUGUACUCUCUCUGGGCCAGAAUGAGCAGACCAUCACCACCUGUAGACACAACCUACACGACCACCAUGAUGAGGAUUAUAAAUACCUCGGUGUACACAUUGACAAGCUGAAUGGGUCAAAACACGCUGAGGCCCUCUACAAGAAGGGACAUAGCUGCCUCUACUUCCUCAGGAGGCUAGGAUCCUACAACGUCUGUAUAAAGAUGUUGAAGAUGUUCUACUAGUCGGUGGUGGCGGGCGCCUUCUUGUGCGCCGUGGCCUGCUGGGGCGAAGGGCUGAGAGCGAGGGACGCAAAAAGACUGGACAAACUGGUAAACAAGGCCAGUGACGUGGUGGGAGUGGAGCUAGACUCUCUGGCGGUGGUGUCAGAGAGAAGUCGUCCAGCAAAACUCCUAGCCAUCAUGGACAACACCUCCCACCUACUACACUCGGACCUUGCGGAGAGAAUGAGCACGUUCAGUGGAAGGCUCAGACUCCCAAAAUGUAACACGGAACGAAACAGGAGGUCCUUCUUACCGGCAGCCAUCAGACUGUAUAAUGCAUAUGUCCUUCUUGACUGCACUUAAAUGUAGAAUAUAUGUAAAAUAUAUAUUAUUAAUAUAUUUAUUAUUAUUAUUGUCUAUUGUGAGCAAACUGUGGUGCUGAAUUUCCCCCAGGGAUCAAUAAAGUACUUUGUAUUCUAUCUAUUCUAUUCUAUGAUAGCCCUCUUUUAUAGUUUUAGCGAUCAACAUUUGAGCCCCGUUUGGUACUGAAUUGACCAAUAGAAGCACAUUUUCAUGUCUGACCCGUUUAAAGAUGCCAUCUGAUGAGAUGAGCUGAGCGCGCCCCCGACAGUUGAUUUCCAGUGUGUAGCGCUGAUGGGGAGCCAGCAUCUGCAGUGUUGAAUUUAACCAAAUAUAAGCCAGUGUCUUUACAUUGCGGUGCAAUAUAACAUUAGUUCUUUGUGCAUAUGUACCUUAUAAAUGGGAUGUACGGCUGGCAACUGUCUCAGCGUAGCCACACAGAACACCUCCACCACCAAGUGAGUCCUGAGCAGGUGAGAUAGCACCUGGAAGAUCUGGAACUCUGAGUGACGCACCCACAUCUUUGCCAGCAGCCAGGCGAGAGGUGGGUCUUUAGGCAGAAAAAUGGGUGCGUCCAAGCCUGGAAUUUGACCCAGCUAGGGUUGAUAUUGGUUAGUCAACUUAAGUACUCACUUGUACUUACUAGAGAGUUUGCUGCUAUAUAUAUCAGAAGUGACAACAACAACAACUAAGUAAUAAAUCCGAAUACAUCGCUAUACUUCAUUUGUUGUUUUCUUACACUAAAAGACAUGGAUGCUUGGUACCUGAAUAGCAAUAGGUAUGAGCCCCUGGUCUGGAUGUUGGUAAAGGAGACAGAGGGGAGCAGCAAUGUAUUGUGGUUUACCCUCGAUCGUGUUGCUGGGAAUCCCCUCCAUGAUGAUAUAAUCUAACAAAUAUAUGUUACCCGCCUGAACAGAGAUGAAUGAAGACUGUCAAGGUAAAGAUUAUAAUGACAUUGCCAAAUGGUGCAGAGAAAGAUGAGACCUUAAGUUCUUUGUUCAGGUUAGUUCUAAGAGGGAAUGAGCUCUGCACCAUGGAAGCUGAGACUGGGAAGUUCUCUGGUAGCCUCUUACACCUGCGGAUCAUUCUGGGGUUGGAGCCAUUUAGACACUGGUAACCAAAGAACCAGUCUUCCUUCCAGUGGUCCAUGCAGUACUCUGACUCAAACAACGAAAAUUCCCAGAUAUUGGGCUUCGGAGCUUCCAGAAGAUCUGUUUGAAAUCCUCAAGGUCCUCCCAGGAUUUCCCAAAACGGAUGGCGAGUUUCUUAAGCGACAACUCCAACAAGCUAGGGAGAUGGAGGAUGACAAACUGACUUGAUUGAUUGUAAAACAUCUCAACAGGGCGAAGAAGAGCGUGUCUCGACAGCCAAGACGUCACCUGCAGCCAGGCCUUGCCUGGUGCCACUGAAAAACAGACAACACCAUCAGGUUAUCCUUCGCUGCCCACAGGAACUCUAAUGAUUUUGCAACAGAGAAUGAAUCCUCAAUCUACAUCUAACCACAGCGACACAUUACAAGAAUAAUAGAACAGCCCACUGGUUGGUAAACUCUUUCUCAUUUCAGUCCAGGAAUAAACAAACCAUUUUGUUAAGUCAAUGUAUAAAGGUUAAUUGCAUUCAAAAACAUAGGCUUACAUAUAUUAUAGACAUACCUGUAGCAUUUCACACAAAAAAAAAUGUUGUUAAGCAUCGCCCAGUCUUUGUUAAACAAGUGCUUAAAGGCCUACUGAAACCCACUACUACCCACCACGCAGUCUGAUAGUUUAUAUAGCAAUGAUAAAAUAUUAACAUUGCAACACAUGCCAAUACGGCCUUUUUAGUUUCCAUCCAUCCAUUUUCUACCGCUUAUUCCCUUUUUGGGGUCGCUGGCGCCUAUCUCAGCUACAAUCGGGCGGAAGGCGGGGUACACCCUGGACAAGUCGCCACCUCAUCGCAGGGCCAACACAGAUAGACAGACAACAUUCACACUCACAUUCACACACUAGGGCCAAUUUAGUGUUGCCAAUCAACCUAUCCCCAGGUGCAUGUCUUUGGAAGUGGGAGGAAGCCGGAGUACCCGGAGGGAACCCACGCAUUCACGGGGAGAACAUGCAAACUCCACACAGAAAGAUCCCGAGCCUGGAUUUGAACCCAGGACUGCAGGACCUUCGUAUUGUGAGGAAGACGCACUAACCCUUCUGCCACCGUGAAGCCCCCCUUUUUAGUUUACUGAACUGAAAUUUUAAAUUUCCCGGGAGUUUCUUCUUGAAAACGUCGCGGAAUGAUGACGUGUACGCUUGACUUCACGGGCUGUUAGGAAAUAUGAGCGCUGCGCACACACACAGCUAAAAGUGGUCCGUUUUAACCGCAUAAUUACACAGUAUUUUGGAGAUCUGUGUUGCUGAAUCCUAUGCAAUUUGUUCAAUUAAUAUUGGAGAAGUCAAAGUAGAAAGGUGGAGUUGGGAAGCUUUGGCCUUUAGCCACACAAACACACGGUGAUUCCUUGUUUAAAAUUCACGGAGGUGAAACUUUACUAUGGAUCACAGCGAACAUGGAUCCCGACCGAAUGUCAACCAGCAGGUUUCGGUGAGAAAAUUGUGGUAAAAAGUCGCUUCUUACCGAAGAUCAGCUGAGCUUGUGCCGCCCAUAAAGCCGCCGUCGACUUCCCUGAGACACUGCGCGUCAACACACCCGUGGACACAAACCUCUGACUAUCAGGUACUGUUAAACUCACUAAAACACUAGCAACACAAUAGAAAGAUAAGGGAUUUCCCAGAAUUAUCCUAGUAAAUGUGUCUAAAAACAUCUGAAUCUGAAUUUUUAAAAAAAAUUGUUUUUUUUUCUUCUAAUCCGUCGCUAUCAAUAUCCUCAAACACGAAUCCUUCAUCCUCGCUCAAACUAAUGGGGAAAUUGUCGUUUUUCUCAGUCCGAAUAGCUGUUUUUGUUGGGGGCUCCCAUUAAAAACAAUGUGAAGAUGUGAGGAGCCAUCAACAUGUGACGUCAUCGUCUGCGACUUCCGGUAGAGGCAGGGCUUUUCUGUUAGCAAGCAAAAGUUGCGAACUUUAUCGUGGAUGUUGUCUACUAAAUCCUUUCAGCAAAAAUAUGGCAAAAUGACACAUAGAAUGGACCUGCUAUCCCCGUUUAAAUAAGAAAAUCUCAUUUCAGUAGGCCUUUAAUGGCCAAAUAUUUAAAUUUCAUUUUUUACCCAAAAAAUUGUAUUGAUUAUUUCAUCGUGAGUGCACUUGCAGUCAAAGCCACCAAUGAACACAUCUUCCUGUAUAAAAGGCAUCAUUUACAAAAUCAUCUAUGGAAAAUCAAUUCCACAUCUUUCAAAUUGCUGAAAGUGAUAGGUCUAUAUUAAUGAUAAAAAUAAUCUUGCCCCUGGUGUUUAUUUAGCAUCUCUAAGCUGCAGAAUGCGAGUGCAUAAUCCAAAGCAUUUGAUUGUGGACGGUCAGUGAGCCGCGCCGUGUGACGUCACGCGUCAUUAAAAACGUGACAGCGGCAGAUAAAAUAGAGGCCGGAUAACGCCGCAAGGUCACGACGCUGACGUUUGUAAACGCACAUCCUUUGUGAAGGUGACACAUAGGAUUAAAGAAUCAUACAAGAAAAUACUUCACAAUGGAGCUGGAAGGCCUGCUGUAAGGUGCGGGGAUGCUCCAUGUCGUUGGUACAUUUCCAUUACCGAUCCAUCUCCACUCCCCCCCUCCCUCACCCACCCCCCACCAAAAAUACCUAACCGGGCCGCCGCUGUCCAAGCCGUCAGCACGGCGGGUCUUACCGCAGAUGAGGCUCGGUGCCGGGCGUCCUUAGAUGCUGGAGGUCGGAGACCGGAUGGUGGAUGGUUCCCGGCGGCUGACGCACGAUGACGAGCUGACGAGAUACCAAGCGCCGCUCUGGCUCACACUGGAGGCUCAAGCCGCUCUGGCCCCGCCCCUCCCAGUUGUCCGCGUCAAGCCUGCUGGGCGAGCCAACUGGACUCACUCGCGCGACCCUGCACCGCCGCAGACCCCAGGACCCCCCUCCACCUCCUCAAAUACUGCAUGUGCAUGGAAUUCCAAGGAGCUUCAUUGCCUCCCUCGAUCCUCGAUCACUCGCCUGGACUCGGACCUUGUUUGCAUGCCGCUUGCCCUCGACCUCCUGCCUGUCCCCGGAUCUUCCUUGUGCCUACUCCUCCUUGACCAGACGCAGGUUCCAUUCAACACGCUUGUACAACAUCCUCUUGCUUAAUUCACAUGGUUAACUUCACUCUUAAUCCUGCAACCAACACUUAGAGUAGCAUACACAUCUCACACAAUCAUCAAAGGUUACAAUAAACCUGGUAACCUUACGUCUUUCGUGGCGUCGUC